Molecule: messenger RNA, 1133 nt
Organism: Phaeodactylum tricornutum CCAP 1055/1
Lineage: Eukaryota; Bacillariophyta; Bacillariophyceae; Surirellales; Neidiaceae
Exons: 4
Coding region: 204-1133 (309 amino acids)
Source: RefSeq, a predicted model, not a curated record
GCUAUUUUUCCGCCCUUGGAAAGGCUGUUUGAGAAACUUUGUCGGGCUUUCGUGUCGUCGAAGAACAGUCCUACCCGUGGGGUGUUGUUUGUAGCAACGUCGAAGCGAGCUAGUUUGUUGCGGUAGUCGAGAAGUGGCGAGAAUGAAGUUAGGCAAGGGCCUGGGCUAAUCCGGCUGUCUUAGCCGGAUGUUUUGGUGAGAAAAUGGUUGAUUGGGGUCUUCAACUUCCCUUUCAGAUGGGCCUUGAGGCCUACUUGACCUCGCAAGUCAUUGAGGCACUGGACAGAGGCGACCCUGCCGAAGUUGCCGAUGUCCUUAGCGUCGCUUUUAUCAACAGGAACGUCAAUUACGUCGUCCACGCCCUCCGACAGCUCGCCAAGCACUGGUACAACAUGCUGUCUCAAGAGUGGGGUAAUUUUGCCCACCAGCGCAUGGAACAGUUGGAUCCCUUCGAAACACUACGCUUUCACAUGCCCCGGGUCCUCCUUUUGCUGUCGAGUUUACGGGGACGCAACGCGUGGGAUGCUCAGGUAUUAGGCCCAAUCAUGCGUAGAUUGCAGGCUUUGAAGCCCGCUGUGGAUAAAUGUCGACUCAUCUCAUGCCUCGGGCCUAAAUUCCGGUGGCGGAAAACUUACUAUACAUACAACCAAUCCGCCGCUCGGUACACGCCGUUCCUUUGCGAGGAGAAGACUUCGGAGUUGAUCAACUUUGGUAAGACCAAGGUUGUGCGAGUACCGCCGCAAUCCGUUCUUGUCGUCGGAGGAGGCCCAACUGGACUUAUCACGACAAUUCCCUGUACGGAAGCGUGUUUAGCUACUGGGGGCACCAUGAAACUCCAGGAGGCUCGCGAUGCUUUUGCGAAAGGAGUAUCAACCUUUGAAAGAGCCCAGAUUGUUCGACUUGAUGCUCGCUGGAUAGCCAUGCUAAGGUACCAUCUUGGAAACAUUUUUGAGGACGUCUACAUUCCUGCUUCCGGGGAAACCGAUGCUCAGUGGGGAAAUACACUGUUUCAGUGCCUGGGAAAAAGACGCACGGGAGACUUUCUUCAGCAGACUGUACCAAUGGCGUCUAUUCAAGAUGCUAACUUCACUCUGGAUCUCGGACAUACUGACGUUGUCGAAGCCAUCGGGUAA